Fusarium sp. VM40 is the source of this 2217-nucleotide messenger RNA. The record is from the annotation of a GenBank genome assembly. NCBI's taxonomy places the organism in Eukaryota, Fungi, Ascomycota, Sordariomycetes, Hypocreales, Nectriaceae.
AUGGCCGAACUCGCUGCUCUCGGUGCUGCCGCAAGUGUAUUGCAGGUCAUCGACUUUGGCACGCGCUUCGUCGCCACCGCAUGGAAGAUCAGUCAAUCUGAAAAGCUUCACCACAAGUCCGGUCCAAGGCUGGAUGACUUUGUCAUAAGUUUGGAACAGCUUGAGGAGUCCUCCGCCAAUCUUCGCGAUGCCCAGCGCGAGCUUCAAACCAUUUACACUCAUCCAGGCGCCGUAGAUGCAAGUAUACGGUCGUUGGCUCAGAAGAGCGAGUCAAUUUCAAAAGAAAUGCUCGAUUCACUGGACCGGGUCAAGAAGGAUGAUAAAGGCAGGAAGCGCGAUGUGUUGAGAAAAACGUGGUUGAUCUUGUGGAAGGAGGAUAAGUCGAAGAGCCUAGAGAGUAGGCUAACCGAAGCCAAAACCGACUUAACAUUCUAUCUCUCAAUCAACCUGAGGUCUAUCGCCAGAAAGACUUUGGAAGCCCAAGAACACAUGCUCCUGGAGAUGCGCGAAAUGAGGGUUGAUCUCAAACAACUGGGUGCCUCCGGCUUCAAUACUGUGAGAAUGGGAGUUGGCUCCUUGGCUCUUGAGUACCUGACCAGUGGUCUUCGCCAUGAGAUCAAAUCCGAAUUUCUUGGUGCUUUGAUUGCUAUCAUACAGAACACUGGCGCCUCCAGUGCUCCGCAAGACCUAUCAAGCAUCCAGUUAUCUCAGCAGAGAAGGCACCAUCUUGAAAAGAUCUUCGUCUCGAGAAUCCGAUACGACACAAUACAAGAGAGAGAGCUCACCAUCAAAGAUGCCUACCAGGGCACCUUUCGUUGGAUCUUUGACGACGAAAAUUCCACCAGCUUCAAAAACUGGCUUUCAUCUGAUGGCAAACUAUACUGGAUCACUGGGAAGCCGGGCUCGGGGAAAUCUACGUUGAUGAGGUAUCUUAUGCAACCUACCCGUCUGCCUUCGAGGCAGAGCAGAUGCGAAGAGCAACUGAUGCAGUGGGCAGGAAAUGGAGAGAAUCUCACGAUUAUCUCGUUUCAUUUCUGGGCAAUUGGAUCACCGAUGCAAAGAACGAAAGAAGGCCUGUUCCGCACCCUUCUUGUCCAGCUUUUCCAAGCCCACCCAGAAGUUAUUCCCACGGUAGCCCCUUCACGUUGGGAAUCCUUGUCUCUCUUCAAUGAAGACCCUCAGCACUUGACUGAGACAGAAUUGGGUGAUAUGUUUCGCCAAGCUAUCACUCAUAUAAGCACUCGGGCUAAGCUUGCCCUGUUCAUCGACGGCCUAGACGAGUUCGAUGGUGACUGCAACGCUCUUGUCUCGUUGAUAGGAGAGUGUACAUUAUGUUCCAUUAAGAUAUGCGUUUCAAGUCGUCCGUGGACUGAAUUCGAGAAUGCUUUCGGCGAGUACCCACAGCUUAGAAUGGAGGAUCUGACUUACAAUGAUAUGACCAGGUAUGUCAUGGCUAAGUUCGGAGCAAAUCCCCGUUUCAGGACGUUCCAGGAAAGACAUCCUGAGGUGGCGAUCGACAUCAGUCGUUCUGUUACCGAGAAGGCCAAUGGGGUGUUCUUGUGGGUUAAUAUUGUUGUCUCUUCGCUACUGGCGGGUAUAGUGUCUGGUGAUCGAAUUGAGGACCUUGAGAGCCGACUUGAUCUGCUCCCACCAGAGAUUCAAGACUUAUACGAAAAGAUUAUCGAGAGCAUAGACCCGAUCUACCGCGAACAUGCUGCUCAGCUCUUUAAACUGAAGUCGACGUGUACAGAGACACCCUCUCUUCAACUGCUCUGGUAUGCAGAUGAGGUCAAAUUCUUGGAACGGGUCAUUGAUGAAGUAUCUGGCACUGUUACAGUGAAAGAGAUGCAGGGGCGGCUGGAAGACAUGCGCCUGCGCCUUGUUAGUCGGUGCAAAGGCCUCCUUGAGGUUCACGAACACGCCUCCCCAGAACCAUCUCGUUCUAAGGACAAAAUCAGCCCUGAUGAAGUUGCAGCGUAUACUGGCGGUCCUGUCACCUAUCUGCACAGAACAUUUUCUGACUUCCUCGACAGGCAUGACGUCCAGGAAAAGUUGGAUGGGUUUAUCGUUAAAACUUACGAUCCUAAUCUGAGAAUCUCUGCAGCUUAUGUUGCCUUGGCCAAGCUUUGGCUGCGGUCAAUGGCGAUGGACAGAAACAGCAACUACUUAAUCCUCGACGAGCGAAACUCUGCAAUUACUGGAUCACCUGAGAACUAA